CUUGGAUUGUUCGAUGCGGUUCCUCGGGGAUGUUGGUCAAAGCGAUACAGAUAUAGCCGUAACUUAGUUGAGCAUGCUCGUGAUGCGAAAGUUUUCUCCUCAAGUGCAAGCAUAGGAAGUGGGGCUGAGCGUGCCCUGCAUUCCACUUCUGGUUUGAGCUCAGCUCUGAGCCACAUCGGUAUUGCGUGAACCCCUCAACUUCAGCUUCAUAAUGGCACCGGUUAGUGAUAUCGUAGGCAUAGAUAUCUCCGCAACUCCCUAAAGCGAUUCUUCCGUACGAUGGAAGUCACCAGACGCGGACAGUCUGGCCAACUGCAACAAUACAGCUCAAACCACACGUCUGGUUUUGCCACAGACCUUACAGUUUAUUCAACCCAACCCUGUUCCGUAUCAAUCUGCUGCGAAAGCCUCCAAGCAGAAGGACUCGACAAUGAGCGUAGUCCCCGCAAGUGCCUCCGUACCGACCACAGCAGCCAGUGGACAUAGGCCGAACCAUAUUCUUAUUAGAUCGCCCGUAAAUUUGAACCACAUCGUUGUGGAACGGAGUGUUUAGGCAUUCCGGUUGGCGUGAGAUUAUAUAUCUGUUGAACUACACCAUGUGGCAUGUCACACCACUAGUUGCGGAACACGCGCUAGUAGCGUGCUCUGCCAUGGAGGUGUGUAUUCGCAACUGCCAACAUUCCACCUGUCAGACACAAGCCCACCAAUCUGCGAAUGGACAUCUGAUGCUGGCCCAGUGUGACAAGGCUUAUCAAUCCGUGCGAAUGAGCAGUACACACCCCGGGGCUCUCAUAGAUGUAUCUGAGGGACAUCUACACGAAUGCACUGAGAAGUAUACGCUCCUCAACAACCCAGCCCACCCACUACUGCGGAGACACCACCAGCAGCAGUUCAUGGGUGCCUUGCUCACGGGAUCUGUAUAGCCUACAGCACGAUAGAGCUCGAUUUAUAGAGCACGACAAUGUUCUAUUUAUAGAGCACGAUAAUGUUCUAUUUAUAGAGCACAACAAUGUUCUAUUCAUAGAGCAGAAUAAUGUUCUAUUUAUAGAGUAGACCCCAUUUGCUGAAUAUAAAAUCUUACUCCACGUGGGUUCACUUGUCUGAUAGAGAGCACUUCAGACACUUGUCGUACACGACUAUCCGUUCGCCUACAUUGGCCUCUUCCGCAAACCCCGAUAUAAAAGUCCUCGUCUCGGAAGUUACAGUAGAUCAUACCCAAUACGGUUCGACUUGUACACUCCAAAGAGCGUCUUCAGCUUCUUCACCGC
Messenger RNA from Sphaeroforma arctica JP610, 1268 nucleotides. RefSeq lists its product as hypothetical. Lineage: Eukaryota; Ichthyosporea; Ichthyophonida. The transcript has a single exon. Bases 597 to 923 code for a protein of 108 amino acids. The record is from RefSeq and is a predicted model, not a curated record.